AUGAAUUAACAAAAGCCACCGUCAGCUUCAACAAAAAAAGUAGAUUAAUCUGUUUCAACGAUAACAAAAAAAUCAUCAUCAGCAUAAAGAAAAGAUUCAUCAUUUUAAUAAGCAGCUGUUAGAUAAGUAUUAGUGGGUGGAUAACCAGGAGUAAUAUAAAAUUUAAAUUUAAAAAGGAUGGUUUAUGGUGUUAUGCUUAAGAUUAACCAUCACCUAAUUUAGGUAGUAUUAAGGAGAUUAAUACGCAAAUGAAUUAAAAGUUUAAGCAAAUAGAAUCUAAUAUUGAAUCAGAAAUAGUUGAAAGUCUAAGAUAAUAAUGUCAUUAAUUAGGAAUUGAAUUAGAGAGCGUGAAUGUUUAAAAUUAAAAUUUAAGAAUUGAUAUAGCUUCAUAGAAUAACUAUAUAGACUAAUAAAAUAAAAAACUUGAAACAGCAAUGAAAGAAAUUGAAAAUUUAAGAAAUGUAAAAGCAUCUCUUUAAUCUUAAUGUGAUACAAUAAAAGAUUUAUAUAAUAAAACUAAAAGAGAAUUGGGUGGAAUCAAUUAAGAUUUAGAAUAAGAAAAGAUAGAGAAUUAAGAAAUGACUUAAUAGAUUGCUAAAUUAUAAUCAUUAUAUUAAUAAAUGUAAAAGGCAAACAAAGAAGAAGUUGAUAAUCUAAAACAAAAACUUGAAGAAUUAGAAGAAGAAAAUGAAGAAUAUAAAAGAAAAUUUUAAAUGAAGGGUGAAAUAGAUAAAAGAUUAGAUUAGGAAAGUAUGGAAUGAUUUUUAAUAGGAAUUAUCAAUUAAAAUUAAUAGAAAUAAAACUAAGUUUCUGAAAAUGAAAGAAAAUUAGAGAAAAUGGCUAAAAUUUUAGAAGAAAAUGCCACUUUAAGUGAAAGAUUAACAGAGAGUGAAACAUUAAGAAGAAGGUUUAUGGAAAAGAAUAAUUAAUUUGAAAAAGAAAUUAAAAUUGUAAACUAUCAUAAUUUAUUAUAUUUUUAAAGCUUGUUGAAAGUAAAUUAGAAGUAGAAAAGUAAAUGGUAGCACUUAAAAAAAGAGUUAAUGAUUUAUAAGUAAUGAAAUCGACCAAUCAAAAAAUAUUAGAAGAUAAAAUCAAUAAAUUAUAAGAAUAAUGCACAUCAUAAUAAUAAUCAAUUGAAAAAUUAACUCAAUAAUUAAAAAGAAACUAAAAAUAAUAAAUUAAUCAUUAAGAGGAGGAAACCUCAGAUUAUGAAGAUGUUGAAUCCAAACCAUAACUCUUUGGAGCUUGA
Paramecium sonneborni is the source of this 1249-nucleotide messenger RNA. Lineage: Eukaryota; Ciliophora; Oligohymenophorea; Peniculida; Parameciidae. The record is from the annotation of a GenBank genome assembly.